AUGAGUAGUUCUCUGGCGGAAUAUUUGUCUGCACUUGAUGCGCGUGACGCGAGAGAGAAGGCGCAUGAGCAGUACAUCAACGCCUAUACCAGGCUCGCCGACAAUACUGCACAGCUUUCAACCCAGACAUCCUCCGCGGAGGAGCCCACACCCCCAGCCAGCGCAUCUACCAAAGCCAUCCCGUCAAAGGGCAAAGGCGCAGCGACAACCGAUGCAUCCUCUCCGUCCGCUGUCGCGCAACUCCGCUCCGAACUUGCCAUCACUCAGCGCACGCGCGGUGAUCUCGAAACGCAACUUAGUACUUUGACUGCUGAGCUCAGCGCCCUCAAAGCCUCGGACACACAACAGAAGCAGCGCAUAGAACAACUGGAGAAGGCGCGAACAGCACUGGAAAGGCGGGGCAAGGACAGGGCAGAGGAGCUCAAGGGCAAGGGGAGACUUGUGGAGGAAGUGCACGAUGAGAUGGUCGCGCUGAACCUGCAACUCAACAUGGCGGAGCAGGAAAAGGAGAAGCUACGCAAGGAGAACGAGGAGCUGACGAAGCGAUGGGUCAAGAAGAUGGAGGAUGAGGCGCGGAGAAUGAAUGAGAAGUCGGGGUGGGAAGAUCAGUCGCGGCGGAAGAAGUAG
Molecule: messenger RNA, 627 nt
Organism: Alternaria incomplexa
Lineage: Eukaryota; Fungi; Ascomycota; Dothideomycetes; Pleosporales; Pleosporaceae
Exons: 2
Coding region: 1-627 (208 amino acids)
Biological process (GO): autophagosome assembly
Cellular component (GO): autophagosome membrane
Source: RefSeq, a predicted model, not a curated record